CUUGAAGUAGAAAAACUACAAACUGACCGGUUGUCCUUAGGAGAGGGUCCAUUCGGUUUUUCUAUCUGCCAACAGGCAGCCAAAAUGUUGGCCAUCCUGUCUGUGCUGUUUUUAUUCCUUUCUAAUCCGGUCUGUGGCGUUUUUCAGAAACUUUACUGCAGCAUAUCAGAAAGCUGUGACUGCGACUUUAAGCCAAAUAUCAGAGACCUGGAGUGGGAUCUCUACAAGAAUGUUUACGGACAACAUCUGGCCCAGGAGAUUGUGUCAGAAGAGGUGGCCAGGUUCCUUCAGAAUAAAAGCCCCGAGCGGCCCCUGGUGCUGUCCUUCCAUGGCUCCUCUGGGACAGGAAAGACACUCGUCAGCUCCAUGCUGGGAAAUCACCUGUACGGCUCGGCGAUGAGCAGCCCGUACGUCCACCAGUUUGUUCCCACGCUGCAUUUCUCCUUACCUGACCGGGUCAAGGAGUACAGGGAGGAGUUGAAGAGCUGGGUGCAGGGGAACCUGACGGAGUGCGCUCGCUCCGUCUUCUUUUUCGAGGAGAUGGAGAAGAUGCCUCCGGGUCUCAUCGACGUCUUGGAGCCCUUCCUGGGUCCUUCCCACAUCGUGUUCCGCACUAACUACCGCAAGGCUAUCUACGUCUUCAUCAGCACCACAGGAGAGGAGGUGAUUAAUAAAUUGGCUCUGGAGAGCCGGCAGGCCGGACGGGACAGGGAGGAGAUCAAGUUGGCCGAGUUGCGGGAAGCCAUCGCGCGGGCGGUUUACAACAGCACAACAAGCGGCUUCUUCCAGUCCAGCAUCAUCCAGCAGAAGCUCAUCACGCGCUACGUUCCAUUCCUGCCGCUGAGCCGACGCCACGUGGAGCGCUGCGUCCGCUCGCAGCUCUGCCAGCGGGGCAGCUGCGACCGCAGUGACGUGGUGGAGGCAGUAGGGGGCGACAUGACCUACACUCCCGUUCAGGGACAAUACUUCUCCAGCACCGGCUGUAAGGCCGUCUCCGCCAAAAUCAACCUCUUCCUGUGAGCCGAGUGGGGAGGCUGUUGAUUUUUUUUGUAAGGACUAAAAGGGAAACUCCUUCUGAGGUGAGUCAGUGAGGAGAAACAGAUCUCUGAGUCUGUUUCUCCCACAUGGAGGUAAGAGCAGCAUCAAGGACACCUCCUGCACUUGGAAUCAAGAGCAAUUGAACUCUCAGCUUUCCGAAUUCAGUGCAGCUGUGUGCUGUCAGUGCAGAGGUUGUCUGACGGCAUCCUCGGUAUGCACACAAGAGGUUAUUCUCUGAACAUUAGUCCGUGUCUAGACCAGGAGUCAUGCCACGCUCUACCUCAAACCCAACCCUACCGUUAAUUUAUGAACUCUAAAGUUACAGGUACAAUGCAACAUCCUGCGUGCCGCAGUUAAACAGGGAGAUGAAAUCUCAACCUGGUAUUUCCGAAAUGUUGACUUUUCAUGAGCUUGAAAAUGGGUAUAUUAGCUGGAUUAGGAUACAUACUUGGGUUUAUUUAAAGAGUUGGAAAGUGAGCACAUGAACUCACUCAACUUGUGUGAAAGUGUAAAAAAAAAAGAAUCAUUAAUACAAGUUUUCACUCAGCAACACUUUAAGUGAUAAUGUUAUGCCUUGUGAUAUUGAGAAAUGUAAGUAACAUACCAGAGAUUUUAGGGAAGAAAUUUAGAGCCAAUGUUUUGGCUCAUGCCAGCAUUGGCGCUCAACCAAAUCCAAUAGAUGUAUAAUAAAAACAAAAUACAAUGAUUACAACUUUUUCUACCAAUAAAAGUCCUUAAUUAGAGCCCAAUUAUCAGUAAAAGAUCAGCUUCCUCAUUAAAUGCAACUUAUGACUUCCCUCAGCAACGUUUAGGUUUCCUCUAAAUGAUCAGCAUCCAACUUGUUGUAUCAAACAAUAUACAUUAUGUAUUUAAAAUGUACAAUGUCCAUUAGUAUUUGUCUUCUGGAAGGCUGUAUUAGGACUCAAGAUCCUGACAUGUCUAUUAAAAAAAAAAAAAAAAAGUAGAAAGAAAAUGGAUUUACUUGAAGCUAGUUUUGUUCCUUUGCUGCUGUCCAGCGUGGUUGUCACGGUUUUAGAGCACAUCAUGCGUUCGGCCAUCAGGGGGCAGUAAAGACUGAACUUUGUCAAGAGUGGAAGAGGUGAAGCAGAGUUCACCUGCAGCUCAGUGCAUUUUAAUCCAGUUGAGUUUUGUCUAGAAAAUGAUGUUUAAGUUAUAUUUAGUUUCUUUACUGUCAAAUAUAUUGGAAAGGUAUGCCUGUGUGUUCAAAUACACAUUCAAUGUGCACUUUACUUCUUUGGAGGAUGAAAUGGACCUAAUGUAUUAUUAUUAUAGUCUCACUCUGCCUUUGUGAAGGCAAAGUGUGCGAUGAGAAGUCAGUGUGCAUCUGCCAAAAUGCAUACUUUAAUUCUGAAAUGUAGCCAUGAUUUUUGAAAUCCUUGUAAUGGUUUGUUUGAAUUACAUGAUGGCUGUGUGAAGACCUGCGGCAGCAAGGCAAGACAAUUCCAAUGCCAUGAAAAUCAUGCUUAAUUGAUAAGUGCAGUACAUGAAGAGGAUUACAUACAGUCCAUAUUUACUGUUGUAAAGUAGUCCACAGAAGAUUUAUCUGUUUAAAGAUGCCAUUUGCUCUUUCCAGACAGCUGUUGUUUUCAGUUUUUUAUUUUAUAUUCAGUUUUUUUAAUUUAAGUAAUUGCAGGGACAUGAAUGUUGUUGAACCUGUGUUGUACACAGAGAAGACAGCCUGUAAACUCCUACUCCAUGUAAAUUUCAGUUUUUUAAUUAAAUAAUUGCAGGGACUUGAAUGUUGUUGAACCUGUGCUGUACACAGAGAAGACAGCCUGUAAACUCCCACCAGACUCCAUGUAAAUGUUAGUCGUUUUUGGUAUGGCCAGGCAGGGAGAGUAUUUACAGUUGUAGUCAGACUAACCCUGCCAAUAAACUACGUAAUCUCCCUUUUUAAGCCACAACAAUCACAAUCAGACAUCAUUUGUUGGGUUGUUUGUGUCUUUUUGGUAAAUUUUGGCAUCUUGUAUUGUUACAUGACCACUAAGUUUCCUGUGUCAGCCACUGAAGUGCCUGGAUGUUGGUGACUGAAGCCAAAUACAACUUCUUGUACUACAGUGUAAUAAAAACAAUACAUGCAUUUUAAUGCACAA
Etheostoma spectabile (orangethroat darter) is the source of this 3152-nucleotide messenger RNA. It is a transcript of the gene tor2a, whose product is annotated as torsin family 2, member A. Gene Ontology annotation, molecular function: ATP binding; ATP hydrolysis activity. Lineage: Eukaryota; Metazoa; Chordata; Actinopteri; Perciformes; Percidae. Gene Ontology annotation, cellular component: nuclear envelope; endoplasmic reticulum lumen. The transcript is spliced from 5 exons. Bases 85 to 1020 code for a protein of 311 amino acids. The record is from RefSeq and is a predicted model, not a curated record.